AUGAAGUUGCCAGGGGCGUUUCUCAUCACGGCCGUGGCGCUCCUUGCCUCCGAUGAGGUCUCUGGGAAGCCCUUGACGACAAUCACGCCUUGCCCAAGCGCUCCAACACUAAGCUUAGCUCCCAUCACGGUAUCAGCUCAAUAUCAACCUGUUUCGACCUGCAACGCCGCGACAGCCUGUAUCAAAGGCAAGUGCUCGACAAUCUACCCAUUUACGACAUACCCCUAUGUGUCUACGGUCGUCCCCUGCGCCUGGAAUGGAACAACAACGCAAAGUACCACAGUGACUCGGGUCAACCAAGUCAUCAGGGCUUCGGAAUACCUUGAAACUCUAACUCAUUUCACUCCUACUACAUCUGUCGACAAGGAAAAUUGGUUCAACUGGAUUAGACAACAAAAGCCAACCACCACCAAGACGGUCACAUCCUAUGAAACUGUCACCCGACGAGCCGUAGCUCCAUACCACGCAAUCGGACCACUCGCGAUACCUGGCUGGGAUGGCAGUGGAUUAUGCAAUAAAUGCGUUCAGGACGAUGGAGACCUUUCGCAGCUUCUAGCCGUCACUGAAUGUCGACUUGGGGAGAAGUCUGGGCACCCAUACCAGAAAUGCGUUGAGUGGUAUGAGACCUGGAUCCAACAGUCACCAACUACUGUUUCCACCGCAGGGCUCUGCUCAAGCAGAGGCACGAUUCCCCGCGCCGGGGUCUAUACUUGGACUUUCCCUCAGAUUGCUCCGUCGAUUACCGUUACAAAGCCCCCAGUCACGGUUACUGUGACCGUUAACGGCCGACCGAAGAUCACUCACGAGCCCAAUAUUGAAGUCAUCUCAGGCCGACCAUGGAAUGCUUAUGUUACCAAAACUUUCGAUAGCUCAACGACUUUUAACUUCGAGAUCUUUGUCACCAAAGUAUUUGUCUUCAAUUUCCCUCCAAUUACCAGGCCGGCCGAGAACUCUCGUAAUAUUCCUAUUCCAACAGGGAUAGGAUCACAUCCUGGCCUCGAGAAGGAUGGAAACGGGUGGUGGCCUUUACCUGUAGGAGGUGGCAGCUGGAGAAGUGACGGCGGUGACCACGUUUGGGAUGAUUGGAACCCGACUUCCUCGAAUGUCCUCUCUUCGACCAGCACAUCAAUUCCUUUGACUAUGUCGACAUCUACCAGCUCGGUGACUUCUGGCCCGAACAGUGGAUCAGCUACAUCAUCCGGAAGCUCCAGCACGCUAACAUCUCCAUCUGCCACCAGCUCCACGACUAUCAGCGUAUCGCUAUCUUCGUCGUCAAGCGCCGUUACGGCUACUACGUCGGCGCUCUACUCUUCCAGCAGUACGAUCUCUACUGGCUCAUCAUCAUCAUCAUCAUCAUCAUCAUCAUCAUCAUCAUCAUCUUUGUCGCCAGCCACUAGCGUGUCCAGCACCACGUCUGCCUCUAGUAGCGUCACAGCUGUUAGCACUAUGUCUACGUCUAGCAUCGUACCCAGUGGGACGGGUUUCUAUCUCCAGAUCAGCGGCACCCCCGUUACCGGCUUGGUUCCACGACAAACUGUGGUCCAGUACGUGGCGUUUGACGUGAACAACAAUGCCAUCGCUGUGAACGGGCUAUCAGAGGCGGCAUUGGUGUUUAAAGGUAAUGACAACACCACAUUCAUCUCACAGAAUCGGUACCUUGGCACUUCGACGCUUACCAAGUCGAUUGUCCAACGAUUCUUGCUCUUUCCAAGAGGUUUCGCCGUUUGGGACAUCAUUGGCAUCUUUGCACGCUUGCGAAACACCGCAGGAUUCUGCUUCGAGAAUGGCUUCGUCUAUGCUUAUACUGACCCUGAUGUCUGCAACAAUCCGAUCAACAUUAUUCCAACAAGUAAAUCCGUCAACAACAAGCACCACAUCUGCCACAUCUUCGUCGGUCGUGACUCCGUCAUCAAGCCUAACAACUGCAUCCACCAGCGUGACUUCGAUCUCUUCAGCGUCCGAGACUUCGAACUCUACACCAGGCUCCUCUACUUCAGGGACGAGUACACCGAGCACCUCCUCGACAUCCGCGGAUUUGACCAGUACCUCAUCGACGUCAUCAACUUCUGA
Exophiala spinifera is the source of this 2070-nucleotide messenger RNA. RefSeq lists its product as uncharacterized. The transcript has 2 exons. Lineage: Eukaryota; Fungi; Ascomycota; Eurotiomycetes; Chaetothyriales; Herpotrichiellaceae. The record is from RefSeq and is a predicted model, not a curated record. Bases 1 to 2070 code for a protein of 689 amino acids.